Molecule: messenger RNA, 371 nt
Organism: Perkinsus marinus ATCC 50983
Lineage: Eukaryota; Perkinsozoa; Perkinsida; Perkinsidae
Product: elongation factor Tu, putative
Exons: 3
Biological process (GO): translation
Cellular component (GO): translation release factor complex
Molecular function (GO): GTP binding; GTPase activity; translation release factor activity
Source: RefSeq, a predicted model, not a curated record
AUGUCAUCUGAUAACGCCUCUAGCCAGUUGAAGGACUGCGACCCUCGGCCUCACUUGAACUUGGUCUUCAUCGGUCAUGUCGAUGCCGGCAAGUCGACUACCUGUGGGAAUAUUAUGUAUUUAUCUGGGUUGGUGGAUAAUCGGACCAUUGAGAAGUUCGAGAGGGAGGCUAAGGACAAGAAUCGUGAGUCGUGGUUUUUGGCCUAUAUCAUGGACACCAACGAGGAGGAGAGGGCCAAAGGCAUCACCGUCGAGGUUGGUCGGGCCCACUUCGAAACACCUAAUAGACGAUUUACCAUCUUGGAUGCUCCCGGUCAUAAGAACUAUGUACCGAAUAUGAUCUCUGGCGCGGCCCACGCCGAUAUCGGCGU